This is a messenger RNA of Phodopus roborovskii (desert hamster), 2517 nucleotides long. It is a transcript of the gene Ankef1, whose product is annotated as ankyrin repeat and EF-hand domain containing 1. Gene Ontology annotation, molecular function: protein binding. The coding region runs from base 43 to 2370 and encodes 775 amino acids. Lineage: Eukaryota; Metazoa; Chordata; Mammalia; Rodentia; Cricetidae. The record is from RefSeq and is a predicted model, not a curated record. The transcript has 9 exons.
CGUCUUAGUCCAGAAAGCAUUAUUAAGAAGUGAACGUCUAACAUGGCUUUAGCAGACAAGAGACUUGAGAACUUACAGAUAUACAGGGUUCUUCAGUGUGUUCGAAACAAAGACAAGAAGCAGAUAGAGAAGCUGACCAAACUUGGGUACCCUGAGCUAAUCAACUUCACUGAACCCGUUGAUGGACUGAGUGCUCUCCACUUAGCCUCUGUUUCCAACGACAUUGACAUGGUUAGCUUUCUCCUUGGACUUGGCGCUCACCCUGAUGUGCAAGACCGCAUGGGAUGUACUCCCACAAUGAGGGCAGCGGAGCUGGGCCAUGAGUUGUCAAUGGAAAUUUUAGCCAAAGCCAAAGCUGAUAUGACGAUAGUUGAUAAUGAAGGAAAAGGUGUCUUGUUUUACUGCAUUUUACCCACAAAGCGACAUUAUCGAUGUGCGUUGAUUGCCUUGGAACAUGGUGCAGAUGUCAACAACGCCACCUAUGAAGGAAAACCAGUGUUCCUCAAAGCUUGUGAAGAAGCACAUGAUGUGAAGGAUAUAUGCCUGACAUUUUUGGAGAAAGGAGCCAAUCCUAAUGCUAUCAACACAUCCACAGGGCGCACGGCUUUGAUGGAAGCAUCAAGAGAAGGGGUUGUGGAAAUAGUUCGAGGCAUAUUGGAAAGAGGAGGUGAAGUGAAUGCAUUUGACAAUGAUAGACACCACGCUGCUCAUUUUGCUGCCAAAGGAGGCUUUUUUGAUAUAUUGAAGCUUCUCUUUGCCUACAGUGGAGACAUGGGAUUGAUUGGAAUGAAUGGGAACACACCACUUCAUUAUGCUGCUAUGGGAGGCUUUGCAGAUUGCUGUAAAUAUAUAGCUCAGCGAGGAUGUGACUUGAAAUGGAAAAAUUUGGAGCAUAAAACACCCCGAGCUGUGGCGAAAGAAGGAGGCUUCAAAGCCGCAAGCAAGGAAAUACGUCGAGCUGAGCGGACUGCAGCUAAACUCGCUAGGCCUGGAAUCAAAAAUCCUAACCCACUCUGGGCCCUCAGACUGCAUGACUGGUCCAUAGAGCAUGAGGCUUUCCUUCGGGAAGCCUUUUCCUUCGUAGACAGGGGUGAUGGUGUCGUCAGCAAAGACGACUUCGUGGUGACGCUGGAGGAGAGGCAAGACUUUGCCACCUCAGAGCAGCUGCUUUCCAUUGCUCAAAUGCACGAAAAAAGCCGGGGAGGCGGGGUCAACAUUAACGAGUUUUUUAAGGGAACCAAAUACUUAAGCAAGUCUUAUGUCUUGGGAUCUUUCGGACCUAAGAAGAAGAAAAAGGGUUUGGGCAAAAAGCCAAAGAAAGGCAAGUUUGUUCUACCUCUUCCGAUCUGCACCAUACCAGAGAACGCCUUUCCGCGGCGGGCAGAUGGGGGCCCGCCCUACUACAUGGUGGAGACCUACCAGAAUGUCACUGACUGUAGCAGGUUCAACCGGGACCACCCGCCUGAGCACCCCAUCCAGGACGAUUCAGAGUGGUACAUUGAUGAUCCUGGGAAGGUCUUCGCGAAUAUUAAUUUUAUCACCAAGGCAGGAGACCUGGCCUCUCUGAAAAAGGCCUUCGAGGCAGGAAUACCUGUGGAUAUGAAGGAUAGCUGUUACAAGACCCCACUCAUGACAGCGUGCGCCAAUGGCAACUUGGAUGUGGUCAAGUUUCUCCUUGAAAAGGGGGCAAAUGUUAAUGCAACAGAUAAUUUUCUGUGGACUCCACUUCAUUUUGCUUGCCAUGCUGGCCAGCAAGACAUUGUUGAACUUCUUGUUAAAUCUGGAGCUGUAAUAGAUGCAAUGUCAAUCAACAACUCUACUCCUCUAAGUAGAGCCAUUGAAAGCUGUAGACUGGAUACUGUAAAAUACCUACUUGAUAUUGGUGCUAAAUUCCAGAUUGAAAAUAGAAAAGGGCAUGCUGCCAUGGAUGUUGCAAAGGCAUAUGCUGACUAUAGAAUAAUUGAUAUGAUAAAAGAAAAGAUAGAUAACUUGCCUAAACCAUUGGAAAAUCAAAAACUGAAAGGCAAGCUCCCUAAACUGAAGAUUGAAGGCACGGACAUUAAGAAAGAAGAGGAAACACUAUCAUCAAUUUAUGCUGUACCAAUAAUAACAGAAGAAAAGAAAGUACACAAGGAUAAUGUGGUGUACCUCAAUUCACUGAUUACCAGUGGUUACACUAAGAAGGUUGAUAUCACAUUUAUCCCACAUAGGAUUUGGAGUCCUGAAGCCACAACAGCAGAGUUGAUCAGAAAGAGGGAACUCCGAAGGGAGAGGUUCACAUACGAAGUGGACUUUGAAGACUUCAUGAUGCCUUUCCAAAAGAACAUCAUGGAGAAAGCUCAAGCAUUGGAAGCAUCCCUCAAGUACUAAGUCACAGCAGUUACCUCCUGGGGUUAGUGCUUUGUGGCCCAGAAUCCAAAGUUUGGAGAAAGUACGUAUUUCCAGCAAAGCCAAGGCAAUCUACCCAUUGAGAAUUGGUUAUUAAAAAUCAGUUUUUGCUGUAAUAGCUAUAAAUAA